AUGCAGGAGUCUUCUUCCUCAAUAUCAAUACCUGGGCAGGAGGUGGCAUAUAUCGCGCCACCGAUGACCGUGCAGGAAGAAGACGCUAUCAUACACUCCCGAAUCACAAAUGACGAGAAAGGCUUGCGUCGUGUGACCAAGAAGUUCCACAACUACAUGACCGUGGCGUAUACACCAGCAUCGACCCCGCCUUCAUCGGCUAUUUCUUCGGUCGACGAUGCGCGAGAAGCGUUCCUGGUGGAGCUCGCGUCGUUCCAAUUAUUGCUCAAGAAGAGUUUGAUGGUCUGCGAAGCGGAGGCGCGGCAAGUGGAGGAGUAUCAGAUGGAGAAGGAACGAAUAGCCGACCAACACGUCAACUUAAAGAGUCAGAUCGAACAACUCAAGUUGUCCUUGGAGCAUGCUCAGAUACAACGAAGACGCAAAAUUGAGUACGAUGCCAUUGCCGAGAAGAUAAACACUUUGCCAAGCAGGGAAGAGCUGAACGCAUCUAUCAGCUCGUUGGAAAACGAUAUGGCGGCCAUUCGUGCUGAACACGAAAACCAGAGCCGGAUAAUAUAUACACAAAAGAACGCCUUGGACUCAAUGAUUUCUGAGCUAAACUCCCUACGUCUGAUGGGCAAGCCGGAGGUGGCAGAAGAUUCUCGUGCUGCUAGUCCGACUCCGGGCACCAAUGUCGAAGAAGACAUCGAAAUGGGCGACUCGGUCAGCGUUCGAACACGAGAAGAAUCGGGAGAACUCAAGGAGGACAAGGAGGCCGGGGAGAAUGAGCGAGAGUCUGAAGACGAAAUUCCUCUGGCAAGGAAGUUGCUCAAUCCUGGUGCCAGAUCAUUCACCCCGAGCAAAUCACGGACUUCGACACCGGUGAUACGUUCUUCGACCGCAAGGUCAACACCUACGCUGUCCAGCAAGACACCAGAAGACGACGAUAUCGAGAUGGGUGAAGUGGCGGAGGAUCCGAAAGACGUGAAGGUGAAGAAGAAACCGCGGGAAGAGGAGCUGGAGGAGGGCGAGGCGAGCGACGAAAGUAGUGAGUUGUCCGAUCCUCCGGACGAUUGA
Molecule: messenger RNA, 1056 nt
Organism: Laetiporus sulphureus 93-53
Lineage: Eukaryota; Fungi; Basidiomycota; Agaricomycetes; Polyporales; Laetiporaceae
Exons: 4
Coding region: 1-1056 (351 amino acids)
Biological process (GO): mRNA processing
Cellular component (GO): THO complex part of transcription export complex
Source: RefSeq, a predicted model, not a curated record